This is a messenger RNA of Salvia miltiorrhiza (redroot sage), 1338 nucleotides long. Its product is annotated as fructose-bisphosphate aldolase 5, cytosolic. Gene Ontology annotation, biological process: glycolytic process; fructose 1,6-bisphosphate metabolic process. The transcript has 3 exons. The record is from RefSeq and is a predicted model, not a curated record. Gene Ontology annotation, molecular function: fructose-bisphosphate aldolase activity. The coding region runs from base 192 to 1265 and encodes 357 amino acids. Gene Ontology annotation, cellular component: cytosol. Lineage: Eukaryota; Viridiplantae; Streptophyta; Magnoliopsida; Lamiales; Lamiaceae.
AGAGUGAUCACUCGUUCCUUUAUCCCAGGACGAUAACCUUCGCUGGGCUAAUCUUUUGACACGUGUCCAUGUUCGAAUUUCUUGGAAUAUUCCGUCAGAGUUGAGCCUAUAUAAAUUGCCUCUCCAGUUUUUGUAUAUUAGCCUUCUUCCAACUUAUCUCGCAGACAUAUCCAUACAACGCAGUCCUAACCAUGUCUGCCUUCGUUGGAAAGUAUGCUGAUGAACUGAUGAAGAACGCCAAGUACAUAGCGAGCCCAGGCAAGGGCAUACUAGCCGCGGACGAGAGCACGGGCACGAUCGGGAAGCGGCUGGCGAGCAUCAACGUGGAGAACAUCGAGUCGAACAGGCAGGCCCUGCGCGAGCUGCUCUUCACGUCCCCCUCGGCCCUCUCCUACCUCUCCGGCGUCAUCCUCUUCGAGGAGACCCUCUACCAGAAGACCUCCGACGGCAAGCCCUUCGUCGAAGUCCUCCAGGAGAACAACGUCAUCCCCGGCAUCAAGGUCGACAAGGGCACCGUCGACCUCGCCGGCACCAACGGCGAGACCACCACCCAGGGCCUCGACGCCCUCGCCGCCCGCUGCCAGCAGUACUACAAGGCGGGUGCCCGCUUCGCAAAGUGGCGGAGCGUCCUCAAGAUCGGGCCCACCGAGCCAUCCGAGCUGAGCAUCCAGCAGAACGCGCAGGGCCUCGCCCGCUACGCCAUCAUUUGUCAGGAGAACGGCCUCGUGCCCAUCGUCGAGCCCGAGAUCCUCACCGACGGCGCCCAUGGCGUCAACAAAUGCGCCGCCGUCACCGAGGCCGUGCUGGCCGCCGUCUACAAGGCGCUUAAUGAUCAUCACGUGCUCCUCGAGGGGACGCUCCUCAAGCCCAACAUGGUCACUCCCGGCUCCGACAGUCCCAAGGUGGCUGCAGAGGUGAUAGCUGAGUACACGGUGACGGCGCUGCGGCGGACAGUGCCGCCGGCGGUGCCAGGGAUCGUGUUCCUAUCGGGAGGGCAGAGCGAGGAGGAGGCGACGGUGAAUCUGAACGCGAUGAACAAAUUGGAGGUGUUGAAGCCGUGGACGCUGUCAUUCUCAUUCGGGCGGGCGCUGCAGCAGAGCACGCUCAAGACAUGGGCGGGGAAGAAGGAGAAUGUGGAGAAGGCGCAGGCGGCCUUCUUGGCGAGGUGCAAGGCCAACUCGGAGGCUACACUUGGGAAGUACGUCGGCGGAGCCGCCGGCGACUUGGCCGCCCAGAGCUUGUACGAGCAAGGAUAUAAGUAUUGAGUUAUGAUUUGUGGUACAUAUACUUUACAGAGAUGCCUCUCCAAAAUUCUAAUAUAACAUGUCUUUCUUUUCA